Cylicocyclus nassatus is the source of this 516-nucleotide messenger RNA. Lineage: Eukaryota; Metazoa; Nematoda; Chromadorea; Rhabditida; Strongylidae. The record is from the annotation of a GenBank genome assembly.
AUGAAGAGGAAGAGAAGAAAGUUUCUAAUAGAAAGAUUGCUCAAUGCUGAGUCGACGUCGGAAAAAGGACCUCAGCUAGAGCCUAGCGGAAGUGACUUUGAUACGUCCGCGAAGACGUCCGCGAAGCAGGUUGAGUCAUUGCUACACAAGCCAAUAAGCGACAUUCCCGCACCUGUGCCUUCACCUGCUACUGAUCUCUUAUUAUCCGAGCUUAAUGACGAAGAGGCUGAUGAGCUACUUGCUGCUGGAGCUGAAGCCCUCAAUAGUACUCCGUCUAAAUCGCCUGCUAGGAGAGCUGGGGGAAGCGCACAUGGUAGAACCUUCAUGCCUGCUUGCAUUUCGCUCGAGAAGGACAUGGAGGCUGAUUUUGGGACGCUUACCGCUUUACAAUUGCCGCCUGACCGCGAGGGUGUCGGAGGAGCGGUGGAGUCGCUGGAGGCUGCGGAAGAGCGGCGAUCUAGCGGCUUUUGGGCGGUGGACGAUCCGGUUACGAUGGAGCUGGCUGGCCGGCGGUGA